Pipistrellus nathusii (Nathusius's pipistrelle) is the source of this 876-nucleotide messenger RNA. Lineage: Eukaryota; Metazoa; Chordata; Mammalia; Chiroptera; Vespertilionidae. The record is from the annotation of a GenBank genome assembly.
AUGGAACUGGCGAAUUCUUUAAGUCAAGAGGGCAGGCCCAAAGGAGGUGUUCUCGCUCACUUGGAAAGACUAGAGACUAAAUCCCGUAAAAAAUUUGAAGAGUCACAGGGAGCGGAGAGUGAUCUUGGAAGCAAGAUUCGUAAGCUGAGGAGUCUGCGAGACAAACUCAAGGCGGAAGUGCAACGACGGCAAGCCAGAGCAGAAGCCAGUGUAGAACCUGACCAAACAUUUGAGGUCAGUGAGCAGGAAGUUUUGGAAACAAAGCUUGAAAAUGUGAAAUCCAUUCUGCAAGCAUAUCGUUUUACAGGGCUCAGUGGGAAGCUGACCAGCCGAGGAGUCUGUGUUUCCAUCAGCACUGCUUUUGAGGGGAACCUGCUGGAUUCCUAUUUUGUGGAUAUUGUCAUACAGAAGCCACUUCGGAUACAUCACCAUUCGAUUCCAGUCUUCAUUCCCCUAGAGGAGAUCGCUGCAAAACACCUACAGACCAACAUUCAGCACUUCCUGUUCAGUCUCUGCGAAUACUUGAAUGCUUACUCUGGAAGGAAGUAUCAAGCAGAUGGACUUCAGAAGGACUUUGCAGCCUUUCUGGCUGGGCCCUUGCAGAGAAACUCACUGUGCAACCUGCUAUCAUUUACUUACAAAGCGGAGCUAAGUGGCCAGUCCUUCCCAUUUUGUGCUAGACUGCUAUAUAAGGACAUCACAAGAACCCUCCCAACUGACGUCACUGUUACUUAUCAAGGAAUGGAUGCGUUGUCCACCUCAUGGGAAGAGCAGCGAGCUUCCCAUGAAAACUUGUUCUGUACAAAGCCCCUGCAUCACGUGUUUGCUUCAUUUGCAAGAAGAGAAGAGAAGUUGGAUAUGAACCUGGUCUACUAG